Messenger RNA from Rhinocladiella mackenziei CBS 650.93, 723 nucleotides. RefSeq lists its product as uncharacterized. NCBI's taxonomy places the organism in Eukaryota, Fungi, Ascomycota, Eurotiomycetes, Chaetothyriales, Herpotrichiellaceae. The coding region runs from base 1 to 723 and encodes 240 amino acids. The record is from RefSeq and is a predicted model, not a curated record. The transcript has a single exon.
AUGUGGCCAGAAGCAGCACUCAUCUCCUCCCUCAUCCUCGCCACGACUCAACUGAUCCCAACAACUCAAGCCUGUGGCCCAGUACCAGUAUCCAAUAGUUCCUACAACCCCUUCGAAUUCCCCAAGUCCUGCGAUCCACGCCCCGGCUUCACCGGCUACGGCAUCAACCACUUCGGUCUAAUCGUCAACGACCUCAACGCCACCAUUGACUUCUACACCCAAGCCAUUGGUCUGAGCUUGCUCUUCAUCUUCACACCCGAAGGAGCGCCAUUUUUCAAAAUCGCAUAUAUGGGCCACAACAACGACACGGCGAACACAGGCAAACCCUUUGCGACGUGCGAGGAGUUCACGCUGCAGAAGAACGACAUCAAGGGCCUCAUUGAAUUUCUUUAUCUCGACAACGCGACGUAUACACCGCGGGCAUCCACCAAGGUGACGAACACAUUCAGCCAUAUCGGGCUGAUUGUGCCGAAUGUCACAGAGACGCAGGAGAAGAUGAAGAAAUUGAAGGUGCCAAUCCUCAAGCCCUUGGGCGAACUGCCGGCGACGUCGGGGCCAUUAGCGAAUGCGUUCGGGUUGGGGAAGCUGUCGACGGGCAACUUCUGUGAGGAGCAGAAGGAGGCGCUGGUCCAGGGGCUGAUUCCGAGCGGAACCUUGCAGCAUCUCAUGGUCACGGAUCCGGAUGGGAAUGUCAUCGAGAUCCAGCAGUUGAUUACGGAGUAG